Messenger RNA from Trypanosoma theileri, 1947 nucleotides. RefSeq lists its product as uncharacterized. Bases 1 to 1947 code for a protein of 648 amino acids. The record is from RefSeq and is a predicted model, not a curated record. Gene Ontology annotation, biological process: endoplasmic reticulum to Golgi vesicle-mediated transport; Golgi organization; endoplasmic reticulum organization. Gene Ontology annotation, molecular function: D-mannose binding. The transcript has a single exon. Lineage: Eukaryota; Euglenozoa; Kinetoplastea; Trypanosomatida; Trypanosomatidae. Gene Ontology annotation, cellular component: COPII-coated ER to Golgi transport vesicle; endoplasmic reticulum membrane; endoplasmic reticulum-Golgi intermediate compartment.
AUGACAAAGAGGCAAAGCCCUACGUGGAUGCGUUCCACCUUUUCUUCUUCUUCUUCUUCUUCUUUCAUUUCCCUCUCUUGUUGUGGUUAUUAUUCCUAUUUCCUUCUCUUUAUCUUUAUCUUCACUAUUCAACCUGUUGCUGGGGCGACUCCCAAUACUGAUAAACAACGCCAAUAUCAAGAUCUCCCGCCUGGUCUUAUUCGUGGUCCACUUAUGCAUGAACACUCCUUUGCUGCUCCUAUCGUAACCGACUGGUGGGAAGAAGGAGUGCCGCACUUUAUGAUUGGCGGCUCUGCUGUUGCGAAUGAAAAGUUUAUUCGACUCACCACAAAUAAUAUUGGGGAUCAUGGAUUUGCAUUUAAUACAGCUCCCUGUGAUCAUAAAGCCUGGGAGGUGCGAUUACGUUUUUCGAUUCGUCCACCUCUUCCCAUUGUACGUGCAAAGACUAUGGAAGAGAAGGCAGGGAAACAAAAACAAGGAGAAGAAAAUAAUAAUAAUAAUAAUAAUAAUAAUAAUAAUAAUAAUAAUAAUAAAUGGGAAAAUGAAGAGAAGAAAUAUCAAGGAGGAGAAGGAAUGGCAUUAUGGUAUUUGGAACAGCCAUUAGGAGAUGAUCAUCAACAUGUACCAAAGUAUAGUAAACCCAUUGAUCCCGAUGCCGCAGAGGAGGAAGCUAUUAGACGAGAUCCAUCUCGAGUGGCGGAUCUUCUUCUUAAUAUGGAAAAUGAAGAAGAAGAAGAAGAGGAUGAAGAAGAUGAGGAAGAUAAUAAUAAUAAUAAUAAUAAUAAUAAUAACAGCAGUCAAGGAAAUAACACUAAAACUGUGCGGGAAACAUUACGAGAACAACGUCGAAUGGCCCGUGAGGCCCGACAACACGAACGGGAAGAAAUGUACCGCCGUAUCUUCAAACGCGGCACUUCUGUAGAUGAUAGUAAUUUGGAGCCGCGUAUAUUUGGAUUGAAGUACUCGGACUUUAAGGGAUUUGGAAUUCUCCUCGACUCUGUGGGCCAUCGUGAAGAUGAGGAAGAAGAAAAAGAAGAAAAGACUUCUAAUAAUAAUAAGAAUAAUAAGAAUAAUAAUAAGAAUAAUAAUAAACAAGAAAAAGAACAUAAGGCACAUGAGCCGCAAAUCAUGUUAUUAUUAAAUCUCCCAUCUAAAGAAGAAAAAGGAUCUUUAAAUAAUUUCAAUCCACGGCAAGAAGACUUUCGAGCCUCACCAGUGCGACUGCAAUGCCGAUAUGAUUUUCGACAAUACCCCACCCAACGCGCUGUGCAGAUGGGCAUACAAACUCCAGAAGAAAAUAAACAACAAGAAAAACAACAAAAACAACAAGAAAAAGAGAAUCAACGGGAUGGACGAUGGAAAACGGCGGCUGGACAGGAGGAAUUAUUACUAAAAACACCAGAAGAUCCUGUUGAACUUCUCGUCCGUUAUUAUAAACGUCGAUUAACAGUAAUCCUCACACGUGAAAAUGUCAGUCGUCGACGAAUUGUAAGAGUAGAGACGGUGGAUCAAAUAGAUGAAAAGGGAAAUACCCCACAUGGACGAAAUACACCUACCUAUCGUGUAGAGAAAACAUAUGUGGAUACAUUAUGUGGAGAAAUUGAUAAUGUGGAUCUUCCAUUAAAUUAUCAUUUUGGUAUUUCUGCAAGUACAGGUAUACGGAAAUCAUUACAAUCUAUGGAUAAUAAUGAUAUUAAGUUUGGAAAAGGGAAACGACCAUCACGGGAAACACUUUUAAAACUUAUGAGGGAAUCUUAUUUUCAGGAGAAUUCCAAUACACAUGUGGAUGUACAUGAUUUGAUUUCCUUUGAAUUGCGGGAAUUAGGGAAAGAUGCAAAGGAGAUGGGAUAUUCAAAGAGUAUUCCUAUUGAACACUUUGAUUAUGAGGCGGAUAGACGAGAACGGGAACACUUCUCACGUCAACUUCCUGUGGAGCCUGAAGACUAA